This is a messenger RNA of Miscanthus lutarioriparius, 2130 nucleotides long. The record is from the annotation of a GenBank genome assembly. Lineage: Eukaryota; Viridiplantae; Streptophyta; Magnoliopsida; Poales; Poaceae.
AUGGAGACCCCGCCGCCGCGCCGGUGGCCGCCAGGCUUCCGCUUCAGCCCCACCGACGAGGAGCUUGUUCUCUACUUCCUCAAGCGCCGGAUCGCCUCGGGCCGCCCCUCUCCCUACAUCGCCGAAGUCGAAGUGUACAAGUCACACCCCUCCCACCUCCCCGAGAGGUCGGCGCUGCAGACGGGGGACAGGCAGUGGUUCUUCUUCAGCCGGAUGGACCGCAAGUACCCCAACGGCUCGCGCGCCAGCCGCACCACUGGCGACGGCUACUGGAAGGCCACGGGGAAGGACCGCUUCAUCUGCGGCGGCGGCCGGGCGGUGGGCAACAAGAAGACGCUGGUGUACCACCACGGCCGGGCCCCGCGCGGGGAGCGCACGGACUGGGUCAUGCACGAGUAUACCCUACUCGCCGACGCGCUCCCGCCGGCCGCGCAGGGGAGGGAGUCCUACGCGCUGUACAAGCUGUUCCAGAAGAGCGGGGCCGGGCCCAAGAACGGCGAACAGUACGGUGCUCCCUUUCGGGAGGAGGAUUGGUUGGAUGACGACGAUGAGGGAGUGGCUGCGGAUGCUGCCGCUAAUUCUGUUCCUAACACCAGCAAUCCACCAUCUACAGUGGAGGAGCAUGCACUUACUGACCGUGAGCUUCCGAUUGAGGAUCUUGAUGAACUCCUGUCAAAUUUUGGAAAUGAUCUGGAGGAGUUUAGUGAAGCACAGCCUGCUUCUUCCCAUGGUCAAGGUCAGGGUUGGCUCACUGAGGGGGGUGACAAGGCUGAGGUUGUGGAUGCUUCCAUUAGCAAUGGUGCUGUGGUAGUAGCACAGAACACCUGCACUGAUCUCCCUCUUGGGGAUAUUGAGCAGCUUCUGAUGCAAAUAUCUGAUGAUCAGCAAAACGCUGAGUUGUUCUCGGAUUUAUCAACAUCAGUUCCAGAAGUGCAGUUCCAGUGUGAUGAUCGUCAGGUUUGGAUUGAUGCCGACAGGGGACAUGAAGUUUGUGCUGCGGAUCCUACUGCCAGCAGUGGUGCUGUUGUAACAGCAGAAUGUACUGACACAGAACUUCCACUUGGGGAUCUUGAAGGGCUUCUGCUACAAAUAGCCAAUGACCAGGACAUGGUUGAACCCCAAUCAGAUCUCUCUGCACCAAUUCCACAUCAUAAUUUCAAUCAGGCUGGCAUUGGGGAUUUACAUGAAUCUCAUGGUGUUCCGGUUGGUAAUCUUUCUUGUAUAGUUCAGGAAAGCACAUUUUGUGAACCACGGACUGAGCCGAGUAGUCAAUUUCCACAGUCUAAUGUAACCAAUUUGCCAUUUAGCGGAGAAACAAAUUCUUCUGAAGGGACCAGUGUGGCACAUUCUGUAUCAGGUUUGAUCAGUUACCACAGCCAGGAUGCUGAUGAGGAGUUCCUUGAAAUGAAUGAUUUUUUUGAUCUGGAGGAUCUAGGUCAGAAUGCAAAUUGUAUGACAACUGAGUACUUGGUAUCUGCAACAAAUGGGAUGUUUGACAAUUUGGAAUACUCUGAUGCUCCUUCGUUUCUACCUGGGCCAUCUGACACAGUUGGAUUGGUAGCUGAAAAUCAAUUUUUUGAUAUUGGUAACAGUGGAAUUCAGAACCAGGGAUAUCAAUAUACAACCGAAGUAAGGACACAUAAUCAGGCUGCUCUUAAUGUACGGAGCCAUAUGAAGCAUGAUCAUGUAGUCUUAUCCUCGCAUGCAUCAGGCACUCUGAAUAUUCAUGCAGCAAAUGAGCUACAUAACCAGAGCUCCACAGCUCCACAAUCAUGGUUCAAUGCGGCUCUGUCAGCCUUGUUGGACUCUGUACCUAGUAGUCCAGCAUUAGCUGCUGAAAUUGAAAACACUGUUAUCAACAGAACACUCCAGCGCAUCUCUAGCUUCCGAUCACAGCAAACUGCAGGUGAAGAAAACACUUUUAUCAACAGAACACUUCAGCACGUCUCUAGCUUCAAGUCACAGCAAGCAACAAGGGAAGAACCAGGCACCCCAAGUAUUCAGGUUACCAGAGGCGGCAGACUGAUGUUCAUCUCUCAACUGGUUAUACUUGCUUCUAUUAUAUGGACCUUUACUUCUGGCUCUGCCCUCAAUUUUCGCAAGGGUUUAUGGAAAUCCUCUUCUACGUGA